This is a messenger RNA of Xyrauchen texanus (razorback sucker), 4073 nucleotides long. RefSeq names its product cytosolic carboxypeptidase-like protein 5. Gene Ontology annotation, molecular function: metallocarboxypeptidase activity; zinc ion binding. Lineage: Eukaryota; Metazoa; Chordata; Actinopteri; Cypriniformes; Catostomidae. The record is from RefSeq and is a predicted model, not a curated record. Gene Ontology annotation, biological process: proteolysis; protein deglutamylation.
UCGAGCUUGAACUCAUGAUCGCCAAGGAGACUGCUGAUGUCAAGAUUUAUAGUGAAAAAUGUUUUAUAUUUUGGUCUGUUCUCACCCAAAAUCGACUGGAUUGCUUCAUAAAAUAUGGAUGAAACUUCUGGAGUUUUAUGGAUUCGUUUUAUGUUGCCUUUAUGUGUUCCGCUGAAGAAAUAAAGUCAUGUGAGUUUGGGACGAUAUGAGGGUCACAUGCGUGUCCGUUGAAGAUGUUUGGUGUGGAUUAAACGCUCGUCUCAGUCUGAUCCGGUCAUGGAGUUCCGCUUUGGGAACGUGGUGUUCAGCUCGCGCUUUGAUUCUGGGAAUCUGGCCCGCGUGGAAAGAGUGGAGCAAGCAGAUCCCGACGGUGACACCGGCAGACCGGCCAACAGUGCGGUGCACGCACAACCAGACUAUGAGUUUAAUGUGUGGACCAAACCGGACUGCGCCAGCACAGAGUUUGAGAAUAGCAACCGGUCGUGGUUUUACUUCAGCGUUCGAGGGAUGUUACCGGGGAAACUGCUGAAGAUUAAUGUGAUGAAUAUGAAUAAACAGAGUAAACUUUACUCACAGGGCAUGGCUCCGUUCGUCCUCACACUCCCUAAAACACGCUGGGAGAGGGUUCGAGAGAGACCCACGUUUGAGAUCUCAGAUAAUCAGUUCAUCCUGUCAUUUGUUCAUCGUCUGCUGGAUGUUCGGGGGGUCAUCACACAUUUCUCCUUCUGUUAUCCGUUCUCAUACACCGAGUGUCAGGACAUGAUGGUGCAGCUCGAUCAGAAGUUCCUCAGCAGCACACACACACGGGGAUCCUGCAGUCCUGUCGAGAGUAUUUACUAUCACCGUGAGCUGUUGUGUUACUCUCUGGACGGACACAGAGUGGAUCUGGUCACGGUUUCGUCCUGUCACGGUCUGUUGGAGGAGCGAGAGCCGCGGUUAGACAGACUCUUCCCCGACCUCAGCACGCCACGACCUUACCGCUUUACUGGAAAACGGGUGUUUUUCCUGAGCAGUAGAGUUCACCCCGGCGAGACGCCGUCCAGUUUUGUUUUUAACGGUUUCCUGAACUUCAUCUUGAGUCGAGACGACCCGCGCGCUCAGGCGCUCCGCCGGCUGUUUGUUUUUAAACUCAUUCCCAUGCUCAAUCCCGACGGGGUCGUCAGGGGUCACUACAGGACAGACUCGCGCGGCGUUAAUCUAAACAGACAGUAUGUCAACCCCAGUCCAGACCUGCAUCCCUCUAUAUACGGUGCCAAAGCUCUGCUGCUCUACCACCACAUACACAAUCAACUUGGCAACAACGCUUCCUCUGCCCUUAAAACCUCCAACCAAUCUAACGCCACCACUCCUCUGACCACACCCACUGAGCUGGAGCGCUGCCUCAACCUGCGUAAUGAGGCAGAGCGAGGGGAGGGGCUGAGACUCGACCUAUCAGAGAUCCCCAUGCAGCUGGAGGAGGGCUGGGGGAAGGGCGAAGUCGAGAGGGAGACGGGUCCCUGUGAUGAGAACGAAUCAACGGCGAGCAGAGGGGAAGCAUCACCUGUGCUAAACCCUGCCUCAUCUUUGUUGAUCCCACCACAGGAGAGCGGAGUGGCCUAUUACAUAGACCUGCAUGGCCACGCCUCCAAGAGAGGAUGCUUCAUGUACGGCAACAAACUGACGGACGAGAGUCAACAGGUGGAGAACAUGUUGUAUCCAAAGCUAAUUUCGCUAAACAGUGCUCAUUUUGACUUCCUGGGCUGUAAUUUCUCCGAGAAGAACAUGUAUGCUCGGGACAAACGUGACGGUCAGUCGAAAGAGGGCAGCGGACGUGUGGCCAUUCACAAAAGCAUCGGCGUCCUACACAGUUACACACUAGAGUGCAAUUAUAACACAGGCCGCUCGGUGAACACCAUCCCACCCGCCUGUCAUGACAACGGGCGAGCCACACCCCCUCCACUGCCCGCCUUCCCACCCAAAUACACACCUGAGGUGUUUGAACAGGUGGGGCGUGCUGUUGCCAUAGCAGCGCUGGAUAUGGCGCAGUGUAACCCGUGGCCGCGGCUGGUUUUGUCCGAACACAGCAGUCUGGUGAAUCUGCGCGCGUCCAUCCUCAAACACGUGCGCAACAGCAAGAGCCUGACGGUCAACAACCAGCGAAACGGCAACGGGAAGACCACCAGCCCCGCCAAACCGCCAAGUCUGAGCAGCUCGGCUUCAGAGAACUCGCUCAACCGUGCGCGGAUUAACGCUAAUGCUAACGUUAAUGGAAACCGGCAGACGUCUCCUCAGCUCAAGAACUCGCCGAGCUUCACCUUCGGUAGUGCUGCGUCCGGCCCCGCCAGCGCUCACGGCACCAGCACACACCGGCCCUCUCACAGGACCCCGGGGCCCGUCAGAGAGUGUAAAGCUCAGGAGAAGAGACGACCGCAUCACCAGCAUCAGCGGCACGCCCUCCGCCAGCAGGGGUCCGCACGCCCCCCUCUCUCGCCAUCUUCCUCCUCAUCUUCAGGUGGUGUGGGCGGGUCCCCGGGCCCCUGCUCCAUCAGUAUGGCAGGCAACAGCAACCCUGAGUGCCUCAGUAAAGACUUCCCUGUGCGUGGUGGGUGGGGCAUCAAGACUGGCAGAUCAGGUCCCGCCCACUCUCCUACAUCACAGCAGAAGAAGGCGUUUCCAGCACAGGCACCUCUGCAGGAGUCUGUGGACGUCUUGACAUCUGUUGAAUACAGCAGGUGCGCUCUGCAGCCGCGGGCCAGUCGCAUCCCGGUGUGGAAGGACAAUCAGUCGGCUGUCCCGCCUCUGUCAGGCUGCUCCGACACCCUGAGAGUGUGGAAACUGAUCAAGCCUGGCAUCAAAAAACACCUGGCAGGUGUGACUGGGAACGAUGGUUCUUCUCUGCGUCUGGCCACUAAAGCUCUUCUGAGGAACCAGAGUUCAGGAGGCACCACCAAUAACACACCCGCCACAGAUACACACGCAAACAGAUCACUGCAGACGUGAGACGUUCAGUGUGUGGGUGACUUUCAAUCUACUCGCAUCGGCCUGAGCAUCUCCACACACACACACACACACACACACACAGAUAUGGUCUUCAUGUUAAACUGUACUUGAAGAGUCAUCCCAUUAGUGAGGCAAAUUGGGCCGGUUGCUAGGGAGGGUAGAGUCACAUGGGGUAACCAAAUUGGCCCGGUUGCUAGGGAGGGUAGAGUCACAUGGGGUAACCAAAUUGGCCCGGUUGCUAGGGAGGGUAGAGUCACAUGGGGUAACCAAAUUGGCCCGGUUGCUAGGGAGGGUAGAGUCACAUGUGGUAACCAAAUUGGCCCGGUUGCUAGGGAGGGUGGAGUCACAUGGGGUAACCAAAUUGGCCCGGUUGCUAGGGAGGGUAGAGUCACAUGGGGUAACCAAAUUGGCCCGGUUGCUAGGGAGGGUAGAGUCACCAAAUUGGCCCGGUUGCUAGGGAGGGUGGAGUCACAUGGGGUAACCAAAUUGGCCUGGUUGCUAGGGAGGUUAGAGUCACAUGGGGUAACCAAAUUGGCCCGGUUGCUAGGGAGGGUAGAGUCACAUGGGGUAACCAAAUUGGCCGGUUGCUAGGGAGGGUAGAGUCACAUGGGGUAACCAAAUUGGCCGGUUGCUAGGGAGGGUAGAGUCACAUGGGGUAACCAAAUUGGCCGGUUGCUAGGGAGGGUAGAGUCACAUGGGGUAACCAAAUUGGCCCGGUUGCUAGGGAGGGUAGAGUCACAUGGGGUAACCAAAUUGGCUGGUUGCUAGGGAGGGUAGAGUCACAUGGGAUAACCAAAUUGGGCGGUUGCUAGGGAGGGUGGAGUCACAUGGGGUAACCAAAUUGGCCCGGUUGCUAGGGAGGGUAGAGUCACAUGGGGUAACCAAAUUGGCCCGGUUGCUAGGGAGGGUAGAGUCACAUGGGGUAACCAAAUUGGCCGGUUGCUAGGGAGGGUAGAGUCACAUGGGGUAACCAAAUUGGCCGGUUGCUAGGGAGGGUAGAGUCACAUGGGCUAACCAAAUUGGCCCGGUUGCUAGGGAGGGUAGAGUCACAUGGGGUAACCUCCUCGUGGUCGCUAUAAUGUGGUUCUCGCUCU